Molecule: messenger RNA, 2527 nt
Organism: Schizosaccharomyces cryophilus OY26
Lineage: Eukaryota; Fungi; Ascomycota; Schizosaccharomycetes; Schizosaccharomycetales; Schizosaccharomycetaceae
Product: ribosomal protein subunit L31
Exons: 1
Coding region: 270-617 (115 amino acids)
Cellular component (GO): mitochondrial large ribosomal subunit
Molecular function (GO): structural constituent of ribosome
Source: RefSeq, a predicted model, not a curated record
GAUUAACACAAAGUGGUCCGAUUUACGAGGUCAAAAGUAGUCACGCCUUGGAAUUUGCAAGGUGCACCCAGAAUACAUGAUUUAACAACAACCAACCUUUUGCCAGUACUACUACUUUUUCUACUUUUCUUCUUUUAUGGUUUGAGAGUUUGAACAGACUGUAGUCUUAAAGAAGUUAAUUCACAUUUGCAAGAUUUUUGAUCAAGAUCCGUGUAUCUUUUUGUCUUUCAGUUUUUUGGUAGAUCCGCUGGAAUUACGCUUCUUAAAAUAUGUUUGGCCCUUUUCGCAGUACGCUUGCCCGGUUUGGAGGUUUAGUUAAAAAAGAUCCCUGGAGGUUGUCACACAAUCGCAAAUACCGUCUCCGUCAACGCCUUCGUGCUGUUGAUCAAGUGGUCGAUGUGCUACGAUCUGCUUUGUCAAAACAAGGUCAGUCGGUACGUGCUAUCGAAGACUUUGUUGCUACAAAUCCAAAAGAAUCCGAAAUGUCGCCCAAAGACAAGUACACUGUAUUCACCAGAAAAACACAAGGUGCCGGCCCUGGUGGAUUUCGCAAAUCUAUUCACAAAGUUCCUAAAUGGACCAAAAUUACUCAUCGCACCAAUCCUGAGGGAUUUUAAUCAUUAAAUUUUUACGUUUCUUUUAUUUCUUCUAUUUUGCUAAUGAUAACUCUUCAACCUUUCUUCUCCUCUUUGUUUUGAAGUCUAGUAUGCAUUGUUUAAUACCUCGUUUAUUAAUAAUAUACAAGUCUUUCGUUUACAGGCUUUUUAGAACAGGAUCUUUUUUUUCGAAUAUCCUUACCUCUUAUUUUUUUUCUUGGUAAAAGAGCACAUAUGCCGCAGAUGUGACAAUGGAAUCGUCUCCAACGCUCCUAACGUAUGCAUCUAUAGCACAAACAUUAGUAAUCUUUUAAGUUUGUACAAACUUUCAUUAUUCUUACCAUCGUAAUUUAAAAAUUUACCCGUCAAUGCAUCCUUAGCAUACGAGGUAUAGUGGCUAUUGAUCAUGUACCCAUGAUGAUUAUCAACAGCGUACAAGUCGUAUGUAUAUGAUCUUUUCUUAGCUUCUUUCUCCUUUAGGUUUCUUAAAGGACUAAUAUGUGCUUGCAUGUCCAAGUUCAUUGUAGGAAAAAGUACAUAAUCUUUUCUUUUCCGAAGUUUUCGCAUCCGGUUUGUGCAACUAAAACGGUUCAAAUGUAUAAUUAAAUUUCUUGGUAAUUUCCAAAUUUCCAUUUGUUUGGUAGCCGCCCGGAAAUCCUUACAAGAUGGACAAUACCAUGAAUCUUCCAACGAAAGCUGUUCAGGCCGGGAAAACUCUUCAAGACAAUCAUCCAAAGUGAUGGAACUCAAAUGGUAUUGCUGGCCUUCGAAAAUCCACUCAUUUUUUAUAAAUGCUUUUUUCUGACUGUCUUCCUUCCAUACACACAUGAUAAUCGUCUGGUUAUUUAAAAGGACACCUUCUUCGCUUACUGGGGUAUAUUCAUAGCUUUCAAACUCUUUCAAUCUAUUCCACACAUCCACACCAGGUGGAACAUUCUGAACACAAAUUUGAAACAUAUCGGGAGUUACAAUAAUGUCAGCAUACUUAUGAUAUAGUUUGCGUACUCUUCUAUAUAACUCUUCUUUGGAGAUAUAAUUCUGGGAAAAAGAAAGUUGCAGCGGAUACCCGAAAGGGUCACAACGUUGAAAUGAUCCAGGUAAUUGAGGACGACUUUUGCAGUGGACAAUGGGCGUAAUUAUCUUCUCUUUUGUAGUUUCAUACAUGAACAAGCGAUCAUAAGAAUGGAUUAUUUUGGAGAUUUUCUCGUGUUCGUUUAAACACUUAUACACCUUUCCAUCAUAGAUAUCUACUGCCUUCACCGACUCUGUGCUGUAACCAAACUGUUGCAAGCGCAUUACAGCAUAACACUUGGCUUCCUGCACAGUGUAGUCAGAAGGAAUCUUAAUGUCGAACUUUUCGGGGGAAUCAUGAUCUGAUAUAGGCACAAAAUUUACAGUAUGUCUCCACUUGGGUAACUUUGGAAGGGGCAGAGUAAGGUACAUAAAAGGAUCAAAGACCACGGACUUCAAGCAGCAAGUUGAACAUUGCAAUGUACUUUUGUACAUUCCUUGAAAUAAUUCAACAAUGAUUGAAUCAUUCCUUUUGGAAUAGGUCUCCCAGCAUUCAUCUGCCACCUUUUGAACCUGCACCGGAUUUUCACUGUACAAGUCCGGUCUUUCAAAAUAUGGUUUGUUGAUAACUCUGUUCAAAUCUUCAUGUAAACCGUCAAGGAAAAAUGCAAUGAAUUCUUGUGAAUCAUUUUGACUAUAGCCGGCGAAGGAUGAAUUGAAUUCACUAACAAUAUAUUUUAAAGUGAAAGGAGAAAGUGAGGGUCCAGAAACCCCAUUAUUAUUUGCUUGUUUUAAAAGGUUAGCAUAAGCAAGAGCAACCUUUCCUUUCAUUCCUAAAGGAUUGGUGGAAUUAAUUUCCCCUUUAUACCGAUCUUGAAUAAAAUAUUCUGAAAGCUCGUAAGUAUGAAAUAAGCAUUGGA